Messenger RNA from Camelus dromedarius (Arabian camel), 2125 nucleotides. It is a transcript of the gene TUBE1, whose product is annotated as tubulin epsilon 1. Gene Ontology annotation, biological process: microtubule cytoskeleton organization; mitotic cell cycle. The transcript is spliced from 12 exons. Gene Ontology annotation, molecular function: structural constituent of cytoskeleton; GTP binding. Lineage: Eukaryota; Metazoa; Chordata; Mammalia; Artiodactyla; Camelidae. The record is from RefSeq and is a predicted model, not a curated record. Gene Ontology annotation, cellular component: microtubule; cytoplasm. The coding region runs from base 81 to 1508 and encodes 475 amino acids.
CCUCGGAGAGCGCCGUGGUGGGCGGGGAAUACGAAGGCCGGCGCGGGCUCCCGGGUGCAGCGGGAAGGCCGCCCAGCGGCAUGACCCAGUCGGUGGUGGUACAGGUCGGCCAGUGCGGAAACCAGAUCGGCUGCUGCUUCUGGGACCUGGCGCUGAGGGAGCACGCCGCCGUCAACCAGAAAGGAAUUUAUGAUGAGGCAAUAAGCAGCUUCUUUAGAAAUGUGGAUACCAGAGUGGUUGGUGAUGGUGGCAGUAUUUCCAAGGGGAAAAUUUGUUCUUUGAAAGCACGAGCUGUCUUGAUUGACAUGGAAGAAGGGGUAGUAAAUGAAAUUCUGCAGGGACCAUUGAGAGAUGUAUUUGAUAGCAAGCAGCUCAUCACUGAUAUUUCUGGCUCAGGGAAUAAUUGGGCUGUGGGUCACAAAGUGUUUGGCAGUCUUUAUCAGGAACAGAUUUUAGAGAAACUCAGAAAGUCAGCAGAACAUUGUGACUGUUUGCAGUGUUUUUUUAUAAUACAUUCCAUGGGAGGAGGAACAGGAUCUGGACUUGGCACAUUUCUUUUAAAGGUGCUUGAGGAUGAGUUCCCAGAAGUAUACAGAUUCGUGACUUCAAUUUAUCCUUCUGGUGAGGAUGAUGUCAUCACCUCACCUUAUAAUAGCAUCUUGGCAAUGAAGGAACUCAAUGAGCAUGCCGACUGUGUGUUGCCCAUUGACAACCAAUCUUUAUUUGACAUCAUUAGCAAAAUUGAACUCAUGAUGAAUUCUGGAAAAUUGGGUACAGUUAUAAAGCCAAAGAGUCUGGUUACUUCAAGUGCUGGGACUUCUAAAAAGAGACAGGAGAAGCCCUUUGAUAAAAUGAACAACACUGUGGCAAAUUUGCUGCUCAACCUAACAAGCUCUGCAAGAUUUGAAGGCUCCCUUAAUAUGGACCUUAAUGAAAUCAGUAUGAAUUUAGUUCCUUUUCCUCAACUACAUUAUCUUGUGUCAAGCCUAACACCUCUGUAUACACUGGCAGAUGUUAACAUUCCUCCUCGAAGAUUGGAUCAGAUGUUUUCAGAUGCCUUUAGUAAAGAUCAUCAGCUAAUUCGGGCUGAUCCCAAACACAGUCUCUACCUCGCCUGUGCCCUCAUGGUUAGAGGAAAUGUACAGAUUUCCGAUCUUCGCAGAAAUAUUGAAAGAUUAAAGCCUUCUCUACAGUUUGUGUCCUGGAAUCAAGAAGGCUGGAAGACCAGCCUGUGCUCGGUACCUCCUGUGGGCCAUACCCAUUCAUUAUUAGCUUUAGCAAACAACACAUGCGUGAAGCCUACCUUCAUAGAACUGAGAGAGAGAUUCAUGAGGCUCUACAAGAAAAAGGCUCAUCUUCAUCACUAUCUGCAAAUUGAAGGGAUGGAGGAAGGCUGUUUCACAGAAGCUGUGUCAUCUUUAUCAGCACUCAUACAGGAAUAUAACCAACUGGAUGCCACAAAAAGCCUGCCCGUGGAAGAUAUACCUAGGCUGAGCGUAGCUGUGUAAGAAACCCUCAGGAUACAACUUCUACUCUUUCUUAAUUUCACAUUGUUUUUUGUCCCCUUACCUUUCUGUUUGAGAAUUUUUGUGAUUCAGAAAGCCUGUGUGUUUGUCAUAUUAAGAAGUAUUCUUGUCUGAAAGAAUGUUUUUUUGUUGAUGAUACCACUGUGUGAAAUUAGCAAAGUCCUAGUGCCUUAACUUCAGACAUUUGUCUUCCAAAAAGUCCCCUUUUCUAAAAUUGAGAGAAUGGAGUUCUUCGACAUUUUACUUUAUUUAUAGUCUCAUACUUAGGCAUUUAUACAAAGAUAAUCAUGUCUUCAAUAAAAAUCUUGUACAUAAAUAUUUUUAUAUUUAUAAUUUGUUUUCAUAUUCUGCUUAAAUUCUGAUUUUUUAAAAGUAACUACAGGGAGUAAAAGAAUACAAUAUAAAUAUUUUUGUGUAAUAUAUCCACUGACUUCUCAGGAAUAGAUUUUAUUAACAACAACUGUCAUGGAGGUUUUGUUUCUUCUUUGGGUAACCACUUGUUUACACUCUAACAUAUAUUUGUAUUAAAUUAUUUUUAAAUAUAAUGCUUUUUUAUUAAAGCAGUUGAUUUUGUAAUAAUAAAUGUCCAUAUUUUUAAA